This is a messenger RNA of Sciurus carolinensis (gray squirrel), 1329 nucleotides long. Its product is annotated as olfactory receptor 1020-like. Lineage: Eukaryota; Metazoa; Chordata; Mammalia; Rodentia; Sciuridae. Gene Ontology annotation, biological process: G protein-coupled receptor signaling pathway; sensory perception of smell. Bases 1 to 1329 code for a protein of 442 amino acids. The record is from RefSeq and is a predicted model, not a curated record. Gene Ontology annotation, cellular component: membrane. Gene Ontology annotation, molecular function: G protein-coupled receptor activity; odorant binding; olfactory receptor activity. The transcript has 3 exons.
AUGACAGAAAAGACCGAAGUUGAGGCCCUCCAUCCUCACUGCUGGGACUGGAAGACGUUCCAGUCCCCUGUGACCAUGGUUGUCCAGCGCAUCUGCUCUAACCCUUUACGGUCACACAGAUUACAGAUAGCAGAUGGGCGCCCAGGAAAUGAAAGGAAAGGAAUACACAUAAAACACUUACUGACCGGUCGAGGAUCCUCCAGGUUAGGGUCCAUGGGGUUGAGGAUCCCUGACGAGCCCCCAGAUGUGCUGCUCUUGAAGUUCAAAUACCAAGAUCAGUCCAAGGACCAGUAUAAUUCCAGCAGCUCGUCAGUCUUUGGCAAGAGCAUCAAGAGUUCAAAGCCAGCCUCAGCAACAGAGAAGGCACCGAUUCAGGUGAUCAUACUCAUGAAAGAGAUCCAGAGAAGAAAUCUUACAGAAGUGACAGAAUUUGUCCUCUUGGGACUCUCAGACAAUCCCCACCUGCAAGGUGUCCUCUUUGCAUUGUUUCUGUCCAUCUACGUGGCAACCAUGGUGGGUAAUCUGGGCAUGAUGGCAUUGAUCAAGAUGGAUCCUCACCUCCACACCCCCAUGUACUUCUUUCUCAGCAGCCUGUCCUUUGUUGAUGCCUCUUACUCUUCUUCCGUCACACCUAAGAUGCUGGUGAACCUCGUGGCUGCGGACAAGUCCAUUUCUUUUAAUGGGUGUGCUGCCCAGUUCUACUUCUUUGGCUCCUUCCUGGGAACUGAGUGCUUCCUGCUGGCCAUGAUGGCAUAUGAUCGCUAUGCAGCCAUUUGGAACCCCCUGCUCUACCCAGUUCUCAUGUCUGGGAGAAUUUGUUUCUCGUUAGUGGGUACUUGCUUCCUUGCAGGUUUUGGAAAUGCAGCCAUCCACACAGGGAUGACUUUCAGGUUGUCCUUUUGUGGCUCUAACAGGAUCAACCACUUCUACUGUGACACCCCGCCCCUGCUCAAACUCUCUUGCUCGGACACCCACAUCAAUGGCAUUGUGAUCAUGGUUUUCUCCAGUUUUAAUGUCGUCAGCUGUGUUGUGACUGUUCUCAUUUCCUACCUGUGCAUCCUCAUUGCCAUACUGAAGAUGCAUUCAGUAGAGGGAAGGCGCAAAGCCUUUUCCACCUGUGCCUCCCACCUUGUGGCGGUCACCAUUUUCUUUGGGACCAUUCUCUUCAUGUAUUUGCGACCCACAUCCAGCUACUCAAUGGAGCAGGACAAGGUUGUCUCUGUGUUUUAUACAGUAAUCAUUCCCAUGCUAAAUCCCCUCAUCUACAGUUUGAAAAAUAGAGAUGUGAAGGAGGCCAUGAAAAAGAUCUUACAGAAACACAUACUGUAA